AUGAGCUACGGCGGCGCACUUGACAGCUAUGGGCUGGCAGAGGAUGUCGCCGUGUACUCGUUCGACUCGCUCGGCGACGACCAUGACCUCGGUGGACUGCUCGACGAAGGCAUGAACGACCUCAACGACGAGACCUUUGGUCUGGGAGGUGGCGAGACCAACGACAAUGAUACGUUUGGGUCGGUCGGUGAGUACGGCACCACCGCGCAGUGUGGCUUGCAGCGGGCUAGCACAAAGGCGCAUGUCCUGCUCCGGUGCGGCCCCACGCCGUCCGUCCGAUCGAGCUGACAUCCCCACCCGCAUCCCCGGAAUGCUGCAGGCCGCGACUUUGACUUUGCAGGCAACACGUCUCGCAUGCUCGCCAACGACAAGCCUUUGCAAAAGCUCGACAACUCAUGGAUGUCGGGACCGGCGCAAGCGUCGAAACCGUUCGCCGCCGCGCCUCCGUCGUCGGCUUGGAACUCGCUCGACGCCGAUCCUUUGCUUUCUGGUGCCUCGUCCUACCGGCCUCCCGCACCCAUGAGCUACCAACAAGUAGCUUCCGCAACGCAGCCCCGAUCCAACAUGAGGACCUUGGACGAGAUCGAAGCCGAGAUGCGCAACCAGGCUCGCUCGGCUGCCCCCCCUGCUCCGGCCCCCGCUCCACCCUCAUCCAAGCCAUUGACGUUGGAGGAACUCGAGGCCGAGAUGUUGCCCAAGGCUCGUGCCGGUGCAAGUGCUGCUCCCCAGGUCCAACAACCAUCCGCAGCGCCCCAGUCCGAGUUCCCCCCACUUGGCGCCGCACCGACUCAAGCUCCGCCAGCAGAGCCUCCUGCCCAGCAACAGCAAGGCCAACAACAACCCUUCUUUGGUGCCGGAGGGGCCCCUACUUUCCCUCCUUUGGGCCAGCAACCCGGUUUCGCUCACGCUGGGCCCCCGGGUUCGUUCCCGCCUCAGCAGUUCGGACGACCGAUGCCUCCCUUCGGUCCCGGGAUGCCAAUGCCACCGCCACACAUGCUCGGUCCAGGUCAAUCACCGAGCCUGCCAGCGCAAAUGUUGCCCCCACGAGGCGCGGAUACGCCGUUCCAAGGUCCUCCCGGUGCACCGCCGAUGAUGAACACCCUCUUUCCUCCUCUGCCCUCGCAAGCCGGUGGCCUCGCCCUCGUCGAGCAACAGCUGCAGUUCUUGACCAUGAACCAGCACGCCCAACACCCGUCCUUGACGAGCGCGCAACUGCAAUCGCUGUUGCAACAGGCUCAUAGCCAGGCCAACACCGAGACUGCUGCUGCCCCUGUGGGUGAGAAGGGUGACACGGUCGAAGGGGACGAAGAGCUGAAGAAAAAGGCUGGAGAGGACCUGAUCAAGGUCGUCGAGCAGAGGAUCUUGGAGCAUGAGAUGUUGGAGCAAAAGAGGAAGCGGAAAGCCAUGAAGAUUGCUGCCAUGGUAAGUAUCAACGAUCUGGGUGGAUGCUCUGUUCCGAUUUCGAUAACGGCUGACUGAUCGGACCCUUUCGUUCAGGCCAAGCACAACAACCUCAUGUCUAACUCGGACAAGGACUUCAUCACGCGGAUCCAGGUCUCGCAACUCGUCACCGACGAUCCCUACGCCGAUGAUUUCUACUUUCAUAUUAUGGCCGCCAUCAAGAUGUCGCGCCACCAGGCUGCCCUCGCCGCCGGUGCUGCACCAGGCACGGUCCCCUUCCCUCCUUUGGGUAUGGGACCCGGAGGACCAGGAGGUCGUAACGGCCCAGGGGGCAACGCGAACAACAACCGCCGACCGACCCGCCGCGAGAACGCGAUGAACCGUAUGGCGCAAAACGUCCAGCGUCUCGUCGACAGUGCCAAACAACGCAACAAGUCCGGUCAACUCAGUCUCGAUGGCGCGCUCGGCAAGAUCGCGUUGCGGACUCGAAGUGCGCCGCGCCAGAUGUUGCAAGUCAAGCCUGAUGCGGCGGGGGCAAAUGGCUCGUCCAAGAAAGGCUCGGCCGAGGAUAAGGACUCGAAGCCAUCGACUGGGUCGCACUUGUUGGAAGGACUGGUCACGCAAUCGAGCGUGGCCGCGAACGCGACUUCGGCCGAUGAUGGGAAGCCCCUUUCGCAUCGUUCGGUCUUGGCGAUCCUGGAAAAGGUCUACGAUGCGGUGCUCGACCUCGAGCAGCUCCGUCGCAUCCAACCUCAAUUGCUUGGCGCGGCCGCCGCGGCCAAAGACCACCACGCAUCAGCCGUGGCCGCCAACGCCUCGGAAGAGGUGCAGGCGAACCUCGAGCAGCACGUCGUCGAGAGUCAAAAAGCCGUCGAUGAAUGGACGGAGAAGUACGACCAGCUUGCGAACAAAUUGUGGACCGAAUUGAGGGUGAUGGAACCUUUGGACCGAUGCACACCUCACCCAUUCAUCGCGCUCAUCUCGGUACUCAAGGGCAAACGCAUCCUACCACGUGCCUUGAGGCAUCUCUCGCCUGAACAGACCUUGACUUCGUUGACCUUGAUGGUUGCGACCUUUGAUACGCUCGACACGGUCCAGGACGCUCCAAUCCUCGAUUCGCUCGACGAAACGAGCGGUGCAGGUUCGAUCGAAGGGAAGCAACGUCGCGCCGUCGUCGAGACCAAGACCGAGGCGUUCCUCAACGCGUUUCUUGCCCCGGUCAUGGCUGUGAUCGGCCAAGCCCCUCUUCGCAUGGUCACGGGUAUGUUGGGUCUGUUGAUGGAACGUAACGACUUCUCCAAGGUCGUGCAGUCCAAACCCGGGUUGGCGUUCUUGACCAUCUUCCUCUCGCGCGCCGAAUCGAUCAAGCAAGCGACCCCGGCACCGGACGCACAAGACUUGCAAGGUUGGCAAAGGACCUUUGAUCACUUGUUCAACUCGUUGGUACAACAAUUGCCCCGUUUGUUCCCUUCGACAAGGGCCAUCUCGACCCUCCCCUUCGGAGCAGCCGCGUACUUGUCCAACACCGCUCAAGCAAGUGGCCCAGGUCACCUCAACACGAUCCGCCCUGAGAUCGAUUUCGACGACGAACCGGUUUGGAGGUUGCUCGCUGCCGUAGCCGUAUGUGCCGAAGCGAAUGAGCAAGAGACGUUGGUUUCGAGUGUGAGGGAUAAGGUGUUGGAGAAUGUCAUGAGUGCGAAGAAGGCGAGGAUCGCACCCGAGGUCGCGGCACUCAAGAUUGUAUGUUUUCCGCUUAGAGUCUAAGCCUGGGCUCGGUCGAACGGUUCACUGAUCCCUUCUCUUGCGUUCUUUCAUUCCAACAGCGCAACGUCAACCUUCUCUUGCAUUCGCUAGGCCUCGACGCGUCCAUGUUGAACGCCGAGUAG
This is a messenger RNA of Microbotryum saponariae, 3287 nucleotides long. Lineage: Eukaryota; Fungi; Basidiomycota; Microbotryomycetes; Microbotryales; Microbotryaceae. The record is from the annotation of a GenBank genome assembly.